AUGUUCCCUACUCGUGUUCUGCGCAUGCAGGCCUCCCGGCCUUUCGCUUUUCCUGCUCCUAAGGAAAACCACAGCGCCCACACUAUCUCUCAGCGUCUGCGCACUCUGAAGAGAGUCCCCCCGGAGUUGAUCCCUCUCGGUCUGGUCCUUGGUGUCGCCGUCGGUGCUGCCAUCUACUCCAGCACCCGCAAGCUCAUGACUGACAAGACCCUCCGUCUGUACCGCAACAGCCCCGAGGACCGCGAGCACUAA
Aspergillus tubingensis is the source of this 252-nucleotide messenger RNA. RefSeq lists its product as uncharacterized. The record is from RefSeq and is a predicted model, not a curated record. The transcript has 5 exons. Lineage: Eukaryota; Fungi; Ascomycota; Eurotiomycetes; Eurotiales; Aspergillaceae. Bases 1 to 252 code for a protein of 83 amino acids.